AUGGCAUUGUUGGGCAAAUUACAUCGAAGAAUAGUAGAUGUUGGAUUGGUCCCCAAGAUCGUUGCUUCUUUGCCUGUUAUAUCUAUAAUAUGCGCGCUUUUUAGUGUUGGAUGGUUCGCACUACUUCCGAUGGAAGGGCACUAUAGACGCACGUAUAUAUCAGAAAAUGCAUUGAUGCCAUCUCAGGCCUAUUCGUAUUUUAGAGAAACUGAAUGGAAUAUUCUACGAGGCUACCGUGGGGAACUCGAAGAACUGAUGGAUGUUUCCAUUCCUGUAAGAAAUGAGCUUGUAUCCACUUGGCUUGAAGAGUUUGGAAUGAAGACAGCAGUAUAUCACGAUACACAGCAUGGGGAUACACUCUACGGGCUUUUGCAUGCACCAAGAGGUGAUGGUACGGAAGCUAUACUGCUAACGGUCCCAUGGAAAAAUGCAGAUGGUGAAGACAACGUUGGUGGCGCUGCUUUGGGUAUUGCACUAGCACGUUAUUUCUCACGCUGGCCAAUAUGGUCCAGGAAUAUCAUUCUGGUAUUCAGCGAAAAUUCUAACUCAGCAUUACGGUCAUGGGUAGAUGCAUACCAUCGCUCUCUAGAUUUAACAGGUGGCUCCAUCGAGGCAGCCAUCGUGCUGGACUACCCAGGUUCCAAUGAUUACUUUGAUUAUGUUGAAUUAUUUUACGAUGGGUUGAAUGGAGAAUUACCAAACCUGGAUAUGGUUAACAUUGCGGUUUCAAUAGCUGAACAUGAGGGAAUGAAAGUGUCACUACAUGGAUUAGAGGGACCAGAGUUAUACGAAAAUAGUUUCUUUUCAAGGCUGAAAGUGCUUUUGAUGGGAGUAAAGUCGUCUGCUUUGUCAGGAUUGAGAAAACAGCAUGGAAAUGAAGCUUUCAGUGGUUGGAGAAUUCAAUGUGUAACUCUAAAAGCCCAUGGUAAAGAUGGAUCGCACGAUAUUACAACUUUUGGGCGUAUACCAGAAGCUAUGUUUAGAUCAAUUAACAAUUUACUCGAAAAAUUUCACCAAUCAUUUUUUUUUUACAUGCUAUUGGCUCCUAAAUAUUUCGUUUCCAUCAGUAGUUACCUACCCUCUGCCGUUGCAAUCUCCUUAUCUUUUACAGUUGCUUCAAUUGAUUCCUUUAUGAAUAAUGAAUAUAAAUCCCUCCCCUUUUCCACGAUUUACAACUCAAAGGCGUUUGUAGCGUGGGCCAUAACCGUUGCUGUGUCAUUCGCCAUUGCUCAAUUGUUUUUGCACUUUCCUGCAGCAAAUUUACUAAUUGCAGCUAGCUUAUUAACAUCACUCAGUCCAUUUAUGCCUUGUGUUGGUUAUAGAAUUUCGAGAACUUUAUCGUUCAGGUUAAAAUCCAUCGCGUUCAUCGUGUUUGGUCUUGUAUUGACAUGCUUACUGACGGUUAAUUUUGCACUAGCGUUUGGAAUGGGACUUUUGGCAUAUCCCUUAACACUCAUCCGGGUGUCUCAAAAUGGUCAACAAUAUAAAACAUUAAGGAUUAAGAAUACACUACUAUUAAUUAUAUCGAAUCCAUUCAUCUCGAUGUUGAUUAUUACAGCUCUUUUCGAGCCAGAUCUGGAAGGAAUACAAAUAUUAUAUGAACUAGCAUCCGCAUGGUCUGACCUAAGUUGUUGGACGUGGUUCGUAAUAUGCAUAGGCUGGUUACCUACAUGGAUACUUGGGGCUCUCUCUACCUCAAACAAACCAGAUUUACUCUCAGUAGAUGGCGAAAAAAAGGAACAGUAG
Messenger RNA from Zygotorulaspora mrakii, 1746 nucleotides. It is a transcript of the gene GAA1, whose product is annotated as GPI-anchor transamidase subunit GAA1. The transcript has a single exon. Lineage: Eukaryota; Fungi; Ascomycota; Saccharomycetes; Saccharomycetales; Saccharomycetaceae. The coding region runs from base 1 to 1746 and encodes 581 amino acids. The record is from RefSeq and is a predicted model, not a curated record. Gene Ontology annotation, cellular component: membrane; GPI-anchor transamidase complex. Gene Ontology annotation, biological process: attachment of GPI anchor to protein.